AUGGCCGUGGACAUCACGCUGCUGUUCAAAGCCAGCGUGAAGACGGUGAAGACCCGGAACAAGGCGCUGGGGGUCCCGGCCGGCGAGAGCCCCAGGGAUGAGCUGCUCAAGCGGGGCAGCCAGCGGCCCAAGAGCGACUUCUCCUGCCGGGCCCGCGAGGUGAUUACUAAUAUUGGGAAACUGAAGGAUUUUCUUCUGCAACACAGAAAGGAUUACAUUAAUGCUUACAGCCAUCUUAUGUCGGAAUACAUUAGGAUGACAGACACAGAACGUGAUCAGAUUGAUCAAGAUGCUCAGAUAUUUAUGAGGACAUGUGCUGAUGCCAUUCAACAGCUGAGAACGGAAGCACACAAGAAUGUCCAAUCCCCACAAGUGAGGGAGCACAGAGCAGCCGUCUUGGACUUCACUGAAGAUUAUUUAAAAAGAGUGUGUAAGCUGUACUCUGAACAAAGAGCCGUCCGAGUCAAACGAAUGGUAGAUAAGAAAAGAUUGUCCAGGCUUGAACCUGAACAGAGCAAUAAAGCUCAAGCACCCUCUUUCCCGGAAAAAAUUGUACAGAAUUCUUCAGAAGAAUCUAAUGAAAAACUUGCUUAUGAGGAAAACAAAGAUCAGAAUCUGACAGAUGCCCACACUAACUUGGGGCUAUGGGGGGAUGGCAAAGGUGAAGAUGAACUGUCACCUGAAGAAAUUCAGAUGUUUGAACAGGAAAACAAGCGACUUGUUGGUGAGAUGAAUAGCCUAUUUGAUGAAGUGAGACAAAUUGAAGGGAAAGUGGUUGAAAUCUCCAGACUUCAAGAGAUAUUCACAGAAAAAGUCUUGCAACAGGACACCGAAAUUGACAAUAUUCAUCAGUUAGUUGUGGGUGCAACAGAAAAUAUCAAAGGCGGCAAUGAAGACAUAAGAGAGGCAAUCCAAAAAAACGCUGGAUUUCGAGUAUGGAUCCUUUUCUUCCUUGUAAUGUGUUCAUUCUCCUUGCUUUUCCUGGACUGGUAUGACAGUUAAUAAAACAAAGCCUGUGUGCUAUGUUUGUAUAAGAUUUAGACAUUCCUCCUCUCAAAGCAGGAUACACUCUCUGCAAAUGUCAUACUGUUGUGACUGGAAAAUAUUUUCUAGCAAAAAAAAAAAAGUAUGUGUAUGUACGUACAAAAAAGUGUGUGUGUGUGUAUGUACCACUCUUGCAGUGAACAGAUCAACACCAUUUAAGUCCAUUCAGCAGCUUCAUAAAACAAGAGAGAGUCUUCCAAAGCUAAAAACUUUGAAUCAGCUAGCAAGUAAAAAGCAGGCUCAAGUUUAGUAAGUUGCAAGAAAUUUUCAAUAAAAUGUAAAUUAUACAUUUAGGAAAUUAUAGCUCCCCAAGCCAAUUAGUGGAAAGUUCACAAUGUAGACAAGAUGUACAAUGAAGAAAAUUGUUGCAAUGCAGACAGGGUUGAGCUUUUCUAUCUAUUGUCUCAGGUUUCUUUUUUAGUCACAUCACUCAUUACAAAUUGUAAUAACCUUGUACAUCUGUGACAGCCACUCCUAAUCCUGUAGAAUUAGUUUGUGCAGCGGUCAUUUGUAUUUGUUGGAAAAUAAUUGUCUCUUAAACACUGUUAUAAAGCUUUACUUAUGCUAGGUUCCAAGAAGUGUCAUGUAUGUUAAAUUAUAGUAAACACAUUGUGAUGCAACUGAUGUAUUGAGAUGUUGGAGCAAAGCUGAAGAAUAGAUAACAUGGAAGCCAAACUUUUUGAAGUAUUAAAGUUGUUAACUACGUGUUCAAAAAACAAACCUCAGAAGCUGUUGGAGCCAGGAGCUUAUGAACCACCUCCUGUUGAAGUCAGAGGGAAAACUCCCUUUGACUUCAAGGGCUGCAGCAUCAGUCACCAAAUGAGUUUUAUGUUUCCAGCUGCCUGAAAUUUUUGAAUGUUUUCUUUUGAGGAUAGUAAUUAGUCUUACUGUUCAGCAGAUGGCUGUACAGUGAAGUUGUUUACUGGUCUAAGUUUAAGGGAAAAUAUAUUUAAAUCACAUCUCUGGAGGAUAAUAAUGAAAAGCAAAUCUUAUAAAAUUUGAAUUUAUGUUUUUGGUAAAAAUUUUGAUUUAAAAGUUCAUUUUACUGUGUGUCUUGAAAUGUAUGUCAACAUACAGUAUGCAACAGGCAAUAUCAUCCUUAUUCUUUAUUUUGCAUGAAGUGAAAAUGUCAAAAGUUACAUGUGAAUUAAUUUACAUUCAAUAAAGUACAUGUCUAC
Molecule: messenger RNA, 2222 nt
Organism: Emys orbicularis (European pond turtle)
Lineage: Eukaryota; Metazoa; Chordata; Testudines; Emydidae
Gene: STX18
Product: syntaxin 18
Exons: 11
Coding region: 1-1002 (333 amino acids)
Biological process (GO): retrograde vesicle-mediated transport, Golgi to endoplasmic reticulum; intracellular protein transport
Cellular component (GO): SNARE complex; membrane; endoplasmic reticulum
Molecular function (GO): SNAP receptor activity
Source: RefSeq, a predicted model, not a curated record